UUGACUGUGUUUGAGUGUUGCAAGACGUUAUCUAGAAAAAUACAGAAUGACACAGCAGGAUUACAACAAAAACAACACAGACAAACGGCACAUGUCCUGACGACAUUCAUAACGCAGUCAAACGACACAGGCACAGACAAAUGAUCUGUCGACAUGGACAUUGCGCAAAUCAACGUAUUUUUUGGCAUAAGUGGAAGCCCAUACAAACGCUGCCAAGCUUAGUCACAAGUAACUUCCUUUUCGUGAGCAUCACUUCGCUGGAAAGCGUGUUGUAAUCGCUGUAGUGGGAGGGUGCUGACGAAGUCAUACAACCUUGAUUUUACGUGCAUGACUUUGUGCUUUAACCGCUGUAGAAAACAUCGAUCAAAGUGAACGAUGGGGGGACAGGUUUCUAUCGAAGGCGAUGUCCACGUUGUUGUUGUUGGCGGUGGUUUCGCGGGUAUAGCCGCCGGACAGCAACUGAAGUCCAUGGGGAUCCCCUUCACGCUCAUCGAUGUGCGAGACGCUUUCCACCACAACAUAGCGGCUCUGCGAGCUUCGGUCCAGAGCGGUUUUGCCCUGCAGACAUUUAUUCCCUAUUCGGAAACUUUUGGAAGUAGCUUCCGGCAGGGAUUGGUGAAGGAAGUGAACACCGAUACACGCGUAGUCAUACUGGAUGGAGAACAGGAAAUUCCAUACACCCACUUGAUCCUGUGCACUGGUACUGAGGGGACCUUUCCCGGAAGUGCCACUGCAGAGCCGUCCUACCGCACGGCCAUUCAGAAGUACGAGGACCUGGUCAAGGAAAUUCAGGCUGCAGGCUCCGUGCUGGUGGUUGGGGGCGGGUGUACGGGGGUGGAGAUGGCUGCUGAAGUCAAGACUGAAUAUCCCGAUAAAAAGGUGGUUCUGAUUCACUCCCAAAUGGAUCUGGGUGACCCGAAGCUGAUACCUUCCGUCAGACAGCAGGCCAAGGACGUUCUGUUGGAGAAGGGAGUGGAGCUUGUACUGGGAGAGAAAGUGGUGAACCUUUCUGACCUGCAAUUGAACAAAACCCAGAAGGAUAUGAAAAUCCAGACUGACAAAGGGACAGUGCUCGCAUGUGACAUUGUCAUUUGCUGCAUGGGGAGCAAGAUCAACUCCAAAGCUUACAGAUCCACACUGGGUGAGUUUAUGACAGAAAACGGGAGCCUCAAAGUUAACGAGCACCUGCAGCUGGCAGGCCUCAGCAACCUCUAUGUGAUAGGAGACUGCGCAGACAUCAAUGAGUCCAAGAUGGCAUAUCACGCGGGUCUGCAUGCGCAUGUUGCUGUCAACAACAUCUUCAACAGCCUGACCGGCAAGCCGCUCACUACCUACCAGCCAGGUAGCAUGACUAUGCUGCUGGCCAUGGGCUACAACGAUGGUGUCGGCCAAAUCUACGGCUUCUGGCUGCCCCGCUUCCUGGUGGCCCUAGUCAAGAGCAGAAGCCUACUGCUGUGGAAGAGCUGGCGCGAAAUGGGCCAGAAGGCCCCCACAGCCUGACAGCAGUCAGGCGCACAUGCUGCAGUCCUUUAUCAUGGAAAUCCAGCAUGUCUACAACAAGGGUCAAAAACUCAAAAUGCUGUCAUCCGACAGCCUGGAUCUGCAUUCUGAUUUAAGUUCAUUGUGGAGAAUUGUUUCUCAAAAAUAUGUGCUUCUAAACAAACAUUAGCUGCUUCACAACUAGCAAGAUAACUUUCAGAGAUGCAUUUUAAACUUUGAAGUCAAGGCUGCACUGUAGGUAUCUAAGCUCCAUCUGAAGUAUGUCAUCGGCAUUAUGAAGGUAUGAUUAAAAUGUUCUGAGAAUGUUCAAAGUACUGAUGCAAACUGCUACCAUUUCACCAAGUUCUAUGUUGAAAACCAGAAAUAAAAUUAGCAGCACUAUGCACUUCA
Molecule: messenger RNA, 1890 nt
Organism: Brienomyrus brachyistius
Lineage: Eukaryota; Metazoa; Chordata; Actinopteri; Osteoglossiformes; Mormyridae
Gene: aifm2
Product: apoptosis inducing factor mitochondria associated 2
Exons: 9
Coding region: 376-1500 (374 amino acids)
Biological process (GO): positive regulation of apoptotic process; apoptotic mitochondrial changes
Cellular component (GO): cytoplasm; mitochondrion
Molecular function (GO): electron-transferring-flavoprotein dehydrogenase activity; flavin adenine dinucleotide binding
Source: RefSeq, a predicted model, not a curated record